Stegodyphus dumicola is the source of this 2872-nucleotide messenger RNA. RefSeq names its product sushi, von Willebrand factor type A, EGF and pentraxin domain-containing protein 1-like. Gene Ontology annotation, biological process: Notch signaling pathway. Gene Ontology annotation, molecular function: Notch binding; calcium ion binding. Lineage: Eukaryota; Metazoa; Arthropoda; Arachnida; Araneae; Eresidae. The record is from RefSeq and is a predicted model, not a curated record.
ACCCUUGUAGCCUAGGAUCAUAUUCAGACAGCGGUUUAAAACCCUGUGUUGUCUGUCCUGUCGGAUCGUAUCAAGAUGAAGCUCAACAGAAUUCUUGUAAAACAUGUCCUCCUGGUAAAAGUACAGAGACUUCCGGCUCAAAAUCAGUAAAAGAGUGUAAAGAAAUUGACAUAUGUCAAGUCUACCGGCCUUGUCCUAAUGUGUCUACAUGUAUUUGCACUGAAGAUGGCUAUAAAUGCUUGUGCCCCGAAGGAUUGCUUGGACGUCAUUGUGAAAUUAAUAUCGACGAAUGUGCAUCUGAUCCCUGUAUUAAUGGUGGAACUUGCACUGAUGGCAUUGGUGAUUACAUAUGUAGUUGCCCUGAAGGAUUUUCUGGACAUCAGUGUGAAAUUAACAUCAACGAUUGUAAAGAAGGUAGUUGCGAGAACGGUGGGACAUGCAUAGACCUGAUCAAUGACUAUAAGUGUGAAUGUGUACCUGGUUACAAUGGACAACACUGUGAAAUAAACACUUAUGAAUGCACUUCGAAUCCAUGUCAUAAUGGAGGGAUUUGUUUUGAUAAACUGAAUAGUUACAAAUGCUGCUGUCAAGCUGGAUUUGGGGGAGAAAAUUGUGAACUAACAGUGGAGCCUCCGGAUCCUUGUGACCAUAUAAAUUGUCUGAAUGGUGGAGCCUGUGUUUCUAAUGGAAGUGACUCCAGUUGCUCUUGUCCCUUGGGAUUCCGAGGAGAAUUCUGUGAAGAGAAUAUUGAUGAUUGCUCAGAUUACACUUGCUAUAAUGGCGGAACAUGUGUUGAUGGCAUUGAAAAUGCUACCUGCCGCUGUUCCCUGCGGUUUACUGGAAAACACUGUGAAGAAGAUGCAGUUCCUGAAUAUACGCUGAGUUUCAUGAAACAGACAACAUCAAAUUUCGUAAAAUUGGAAACUCACCGUUUAAUGCAUGCUAUAACUGUCUCUUUCUUUAUGAGAACUAAUUACAAAAAUGAUAAAAGUAGAGCCACUCCAGUGUCAUUUAGCUAUUACAACAAGAAAGAAAAAAAACUGGUAGACAAUGCUCUGACUGUUUUGGACAUUAAUCGAAUAGUUCUGUUUCUGCAUGGAGAAUUGAUUCAUACUGGAUAUGUUGCUAAUAAAGAUUCUAAUUGGCACCACUAUGCAAUAACAUGGGAGGGCAGUAAAGGAGAAUGGAUUUUUUACGUCGACGGAGAAAUUAUCGUCAAUGGCUCACAGCCUGGGGAGAAAAAAUUGUUUUGGCCUGGCGUGUUUAUUUUAGGUCAAGAGCAGGACAGUCUCGGCGGAACUUUUAGCGUCUCAGAAGCUUUUGUUGGGAAUAUAACAGAGUUUAACGUUUGGGAUCAGUACAUGUCGGAAGAUCAAAUAAAGCAGCUUUCGUCUUCUUGCGGUUUUGUUGGGAAUGUCAUUCCUUGGUUUACAGCUUUGAGGCAUAUUUCUGGCAGCGUCUUGGUGGAGGAAAAUGAAUGGUGCAGAGAUAUUGGUGCCUGCAAUGAAAAAGACUGCAACUGUUUUUAUUCAAAUAGAUCAUCGGAUAGCGUUUGCAGCCAUAUAGUUUCAACAUGCAAUCCGAAUCCUUGUGUCCACAACCAGUCAUGUAUAUUCAAUGGUGAAGAUUUUUUCUGCAACUGUACCUCGGGAUUUCAAGGAAAAUAUUGCGAAUAUGAUGUGGAUGAAUGUUUAGAAAAUCAAGGUGGUUGCUCACAUGGUUGUGUUAAUGACAUUGGAACAUACCAUUGCACUUGUCCUGAAGGUAUGGUUCUCUCGAAGGAUGGCUCCAUAUGCAAAGAUACCAAAUUUUGUCAAGAAAGUCAGCGAAUUUUUACGGAUGGAGAAUGGUGGCUGGAUUCAUGCCGUAACUGUUCAUGUAUUCAUGGAGAGAUCUAUUGCGCUGAAAUUCUCUGCAGCCCUAUCACAUGUCAACCUGAAGAAAACAUGGUUUCAUUACCGGGUGACUGUUGCCCUAAAUGUGUUUUAUGGUCAUUCUGUUUGAUAUCACCAAACAGCAGCAUGACGUCUUUUGAUUUAUCACAGUAUGAGUUUCUGAAUGAUUGUACUCACACCUUGCUUGAAGACUGCAUCAACGGCCUCUUCAAAGUGCAGUUCAGUUCAGUUAAAAACUACUCUCAAAAAGCUUUAAUCAUCUACUAUGAAUGCCUCAAAAUUGAGAUUACUCAUUCGGGAUUAAUACUUAUGGAUAAUGAAACGUUAGAACUACCUUUCAUCGAAACAUCAGUUUACAUCAAUUCUGAUAACCACAGCAUAGAUAUAUGGACUCAUUCAGGCCUGUAUGUACAGUGGUAUGCAAACGGUGAAAUUCUGAUUGCGGUGCCAACCCAUAUGUCUAAACACAUGUGCGGUCUGUGUGGAAACUUCCAAUCGUAUAAUAUAAUCAAGCCAGGAAAAUAUAAUUUCUACGGAACAUCAGAUGAAGAAGAUUGCUAUCUUCUCGGUGAAGAUUAUCUUCUCGUUGAAGAUUAUACAUAUAAUUUUGCUCUGAAUUGCCGUCCUUCAUUUGCCUUUCUUGUGACAAUUUUCAUAAUAUUUUAUUUGUGUUUUGUGGAUAAUUUAAAACAGUUUUAUAUUUGAAAGUGCCAAAAACUUAAAACAUUUAUAUUUGUGAUGCUAAAAAAAUGUGCUCCCUUUAAUAAACCAAAGAUGAAUAUUUGUGAUGUUAAGAAAAGGGUGUUUAUGUAUGAAAUAAAGUUGAAAAUGUUCAAAUUUGUGUAUGAAACUAAUUUAUGUUUAAAUGAUUACCAUCUCCAUCGCAUGUAAUAUAUGAAUUUUUAAUCGUUUUUGAUCAAAAUAGUUUUUAUACUGUAUAGUUGUAUAUUGCAUUAAAGUGUAGUUAAAAUACUGUU